AUGGUUUCAGCAAAGGACUUCAGAGAUAGACUUAGGCAGGGGGCUGAUGGCACUUGGGGAGAUGACACCUCGAAGCUCAAGAGCCUCGUUGCUGACUGGGUGAAUCGUGAAUUGAAACCUAAUCCCCCCAUUGAUCCCAAUGACAAAAACUGCAGAGGAUUCAUCAAUGAUGCCUGUGGUAGACUACUUUGCCCAACCAAGUUGGACUGGAGCAACCCAAUCGUCAGAGCAGGGAUCAGGGAUCGUGUGGAUGGCUAUGUCGUGAUGGAGAUGUCCUGGCCAGCAUUUCUGUAUGAAAAGUAUACAGCCAAUCAAGACAAUCUAGAGGAGGGCCUAUUUAAGAGCAGUCUUUUAGUCCAAAAAGUCAAGAUGCACAUAGCGCAAAUAAUCAAAAUGCAUAAAGUCACUCCCCGUUCGAUUGCCUAUGUAUCAUGUCAAUUGCGAUUUGCCCUUUCUUCUGUGACCUCGUGGCGCUCUAUUGAUGGUGACUUCGACUAUACCCCGUUUUGGCACAGCAUCGUAGAUUUCUUUGAACGGCCCCCUGGUCACACAGCGUGGUGAAAAGUUGAGCGACUCCUGGCAUGGUGGACGAUGAAAGUCUUUGGAACAAGUCGUCGUGCGGAACUCAGUGACGGGGCGAAGGCUAAUAUUUACUUU
Molecule: messenger RNA, 657 nt
Organism: Suillus subaureus
Lineage: Eukaryota; Fungi; Basidiomycota; Agaricomycetes; Boletales; Suillaceae
Exons: 7
Coding region: 1-561 (186 amino acids)
Source: RefSeq, a predicted model, not a curated record